Messenger RNA from Aspergillus melleus, 1500 nucleotides. RefSeq lists its product as uncharacterized. Lineage: Eukaryota; Fungi; Ascomycota; Eurotiomycetes; Eurotiales; Aspergillaceae. The coding region runs from base 1 to 1500 and encodes 499 amino acids. The record is from RefSeq and is a predicted model, not a curated record. The transcript has a single exon. Gene Ontology annotation, molecular function: protein binding.
AUGACUGCCCCAUCGCUCGGGGCAGACCCCCUCGUCCUGCUGCCCCCCGAGAUCGUCCUCCGCAUCCUCGACUUCACCCCUAUCUCCGCCCUGGCAUGCCUGACGACCGUCUCCAAGGCGUGGCACCAAUUCAUCGACGGAACCCACCAAGAAGCCAUCUACAGUGCCGAAUCCAAAACCAAUCAACCGGCCGGAGGAGUGCGAGACUUCUCAUUUUUGUCCGACAAUACAAGCUUCGCGAAAUUGUUCGAGGGGACGGCGUCAUGGAAGGACCUGUGUAAGCGUCAGACGCUGCUGGCUCGCAACUGGGCUCAGUCGCACCCUGUGAGCCGCGAGUCGGUGCUGCAAGUGGGCAACGAUCCCGUGUGGCGAUUCCGGGCCGACUUCAAGCGUCGCUUCUUCAUCUCGACCUCCCAGGCAGGCGGACUGAGCGUUACCGAUAUGGAUACGGGCCACAUGCUCUGGCGACUCCCCUCCACGCUGGAUCGUGACGAGGACGCCGUGCGCCCCUUCGCGCAUCUCGAGUAUCAGGACGGCAUGGCCGUGUUCGAUCGGGAAGGGGAUGCCGUGGAGGUCUGGCAGGCGGAUCAGGAGGGUGCCGCGCGCGGGGAGUUCCGUCGCAUCGCCAUUCUGGACCACGAUUGUCAGACUCGGGGCUUUCAGCUAUCGCAUUGGACGCUGUGCGUGGUGUCCACCCAGGGGCAGGGCUUCGUCUAUGAUAUGACACAGCGACCCCCGACGCGGAUCACGCACCUACAAAUCGAACAUGACGCCGUCGGCCACUUGGACCAGAGUGCGGACGUUGUUAUUUACUCCAUGGGCCCGCGGGGAUACCAUGCCUACGAUAAGAAGUCGGGCGAAUUCCUGGGCGCGUUGCAUCCUUCGCAUUGUACCGAAAAGUAUCACAUCCGCCCCCCGGCGGCUGCCGCUCCCUCCCCAAGCGCAGCGUUGGAGGCUGCCGUGCGUCACGGCCCUACCCAUGAGUUGUUCCGGCCCUGGGAACCUCGCAAUGACUGCCUGGUGCCGAUCCAGCUGGCCAAGGGCCCGCUUUCGCCGCCAUCCGACCCGGAACACGUGUGGCACGCCGAGGACGAAUGGGGCGCCGGCAUGCUACACGGUGACCUGUUCGUGGGCUUUUCGCGCGCCGGACGAGUAUUCGUCUGCUCGGACUGGCGCAAGGCCCUCUCCGGCCCCGAUAGUCUGGCGGCUCACAGCGCCCUGCUGGAAUGCGAGACGGACGGGGCCAGCUUCGACCUGGGUGGUUGGUUAUCGGUGCGCAACCAUCGCAUCAUGUUCGAGAUCCAGGAUCGCAUCUACGUCGUCGCGCUCGAUGACGAGAACCGCGUACAGGAUGUAGAUCGACCGGCCCGUGCGUCGUACUCGCUGCUGACGAGUUCCAUGCCCCAAUUGGCAGUCCCCGUCAGUUUCAUGGCCUUGUAUGACGACGCCAUUAUGGCCACCUAUACCGUGCGUACUCCCCUAAUGCACUUGUCCCCUUGA